AUGUGGAUCGUCUCCCUGCUCUGGUAUCCAAUUCUUCCAGCUGUCGCAGCGGCUAUUCUCGUCUUCAUCUUCGGAAGUUGGGUUCUCUCAACCAGGAGGCCCAAAGACUUCCCACCAGGCCCUCCUCCAGCUCUGAUCAUGGGCAAUGUGCUGCAACUGCCAUCGGAGAAAAAUUUCCUCAAGUUCCACGAGUGGAAGAAGACGUACGGCGACAUCUUCGGUAUCAAGAUUGGGGCUGACAACUAUUCGGAUCGACAGCAGCCGUACAUCACCUCGCAAAUCGUCAACCCGGGAACGCUUCUGUUCAUGAACAACGACCACAACAUCAAAAAGACGCGGACGGCUUUGAGACAUCUCGUCGGAACUGCUGAGCUGCAACGUGCUAUGACAGUGCAGACCGCGCAUUCCGCGGUCCUGAUGAAGCGUAUCAUGGAAGACCCAAAGAGCUUUCACGAGCAUUUGAAGCAAUGGGCCCUGGCUACACCUCUCUCCAUUCUCAGCGGACAGGCUGUUUCGGAGAGUGGCGUUCUUUCGACAGACGACUACUUCAAGGUGCAGGACACUUGGCUCAGUUUCAUCACGCCCGCCCAAGCGCCUCCAGUUGACCUUUUCCCUGUCAUGAAGUACAUCCCCAAGUUUCUCGCCGCUUGGAGGCGAGAGGCAGAUAAUCUGCAUCUGGCCAUGAAAAGAUACAGGUACCACAUGCUCAACGGCGCCAAAGCCCAGCACGCGAGGAUUGCCCAGGGUGUGAGAGGCCCAGAGAACGAGUCAAUCAUGACGAAGCUCAUCAUGGAGGGCGAGAGGCCAAAGGGUUCGAAAUUUGGGGACCAUGAGCUCGCUCUCUUCGGCGCCGGCGUGUUGGAUGCCGCUGUUGAUACCCUCAUUGCCACGGCCAGCAGCAUGCUGCUCAUUCUGGGGGCAUACCCUGAUGUGCAGAAGCAAAUCCAGGCUGAGGUGGACUCGAUCUGGCGGGAUGAAUCACCAGGACCAGAAGACCUUCACAAGGCAGUCUAUUUGAGAGCUUGCCUGAUAGAAGCCAUACGCUGGCGCCCUGCAGUCCCGUCAGGGCUUCCAAGGGUGCUCGCCCGAGACGACACCUACCGCGGCUUCAAGUUCCCCAAAGGAACCACAUUCCUGCUGCACACGUGGUCCAUCCAUAUGGACGAAGAGUGGUAUGACGCACCCGAAGAGUUCCGACCCGAGCGAUACCUGGACAACGAGUGGGGAGUCAAGCCGUCGAUGCGGGAAGCCGCCAAGAGGCAGAACCGCCAUCCGACCUACAACUUCGGUAUCGGCCGGCGCGUGUGUCCCGGACUGGUCUAUGCCGAGAACCAAGCCCUGAUCACGAUUGCCAAGUUGACAUGGGGGUUUGACGUCAUCCCCAAGGGGCCUCUGGAUACGAGCGUCGAGACUGGGUUUCACGACGGGCUGGUGAUGGGGGUCUCGCACGUUGAUGUUGACAUCCAUCCCCGGAGCGAAGAGAGAAAGGGCAAAAUGUUGGAGGAUAGUGCGAGGGCGGAGACGGUGGUUGCUGCUUGGGUUGACUGA
Molecule: messenger RNA, 1548 nt
Organism: Colletotrichum higginsianum IMI 349063
Lineage: Eukaryota; Fungi; Ascomycota; Sordariomycetes; Glomerellales; Glomerellaceae
Product: Cytochrome P450
Exons: 3
Coding region: 1-1548 (515 amino acids)
Molecular function (GO): heme binding; iron ion binding; oxidoreductase activity, acting on paired donors, with incorporation or reduction of molecular oxygen
Source: RefSeq, a predicted model, not a curated record